AUGGCGCCGCUCACAUCUUCCACACGUGAGUUGUUCGUUGAGGCAGUUGGGGCUGUCUUGGAAACGUGGCCAGUGUUGCAGAUCGCAGUCGAUAAUGGUUUUGGAGGUGUACAUAGUCAGCAGAAAGCGGACUGGAUGGUGGCCAUGCUGCAGCAGUAUUUCAACGACAACGUUGACCUACAGCAGAAUGAAGUGGAGGACUUCAUCUCAGACUUGAUGAAUAAUGAAUUUGACACAAUGGUGGAGGAUGGCAGCCUGCCCCAAGUGGCACAGAAGGUGUGUGUGAUGUACCAGCAGUGUCAACAACGUAAACUGACAGAGGUCAGAGAUCAGAUAUGUGAACUGGCACAGAAAAAGAGCACUGGAAGGGCAAAGGGCACACCUGUAGAUGAUGAUAAGAGUGAAGAUGAAGAGGCUAUGGAGUGUGAUGGAGAUGGACCAUCAAUCAUCAGUGCAGCAGUAAUGGAGAAAUCUCCACCUCAGGCCACUAGUAAUGAGGAAGAGGAUGAUGGCUGGACUGUUGUGCGCAGGAAUAAGUGACUGGACUUCAGUAAGGACUGAUGGAUUUCAUCAUUAAAAGAUAUUCAGUGGGUUUUGUCACUCUGGACUGUGACAGACUCUCAAAAACCUACAAUGAACU
Xyrauchen texanus (razorback sucker) is the source of this 640-nucleotide messenger RNA. RefSeq names its product pre-rRNA-processing protein TSR2 homolog. The transcript is spliced from 5 exons. The record is from RefSeq and is a predicted model, not a curated record. Bases 1 to 540 code for a protein of 179 amino acids. Gene Ontology annotation, cellular component: nucleus. Gene Ontology annotation, biological process: maturation of SSU-rRNA from tricistronic rRNA transcript (SSU-rRNA, 5.8S rRNA, LSU-rRNA). NCBI's taxonomy places the organism in Eukaryota, Metazoa, Chordata, Actinopteri, Cypriniformes, Catostomidae.